GGUUUCCAUGCCUCCCACAAGGGCUGUUCAGUGCGGAGCAUGCUCAGUGCGCCUCGCCCUCCCCUUGGUAACAAUAGCCAGUGAGGAGUCGGGAGCGCUCACACUCACACACUUGCACUCGCUCUCAUCACACACACACACACACACACACACACACACACACACACACACACACACACACGCGCGUGCAAACACUCACACACACAAGCGCGCACUACUCCGGAGCGCAGUAGGAGAGGGAUGGUGGGAGGAAGGGCAACCUGCCGUUUGUAACCGGGCUCGCGGCGGCUUUACACUCCCUCACUCACAGAGACACAACCGAGACAGCACGCACAACACGUCCGCCACCGAGCUCAGGGCCUCGUCUGUCUGUUUCGGCGUGGAGAAGAACACCACCACACACACAGACACACGCACACACAGACACACACACGCCUGGCGCUCUGAAUGAGCGGGGAUCCGAGCCAGUGAGCUGCGGGUGGAGCGGAGCGGCGCGGAGGCCCGCGGAGGCCUGAUUAAAAUGGGGCCCAGGAUCUGUCUGCCUUCUGUCUGCGAGCCUGAGGGCGUCUGGCCGAGCCGGCGGCCAUGCCAGAUGUAAAGUCCCCUCCAUCAUGUGACUACCCCCUGGCCUCCUCCGACCCCACAGGCUCCCCCUCCAGGUGUGCCUCCUUCUUCAGCCCGGACAUGGAAGUGGACCCCUGCCUCCCCAGCCACCCCUUGUCCCCCGGCGCCCUGCCCACGUUCCCCCACCACGGGCACGGCCUCCCGCAGUACCCCGUGGGCCUCCAGGGGGCGCCCUUCCCGUUCAUGUCCAGGUGCAACAGCAGCACCCUGCUGAGUAACCUGGGGCUGCGGACCUGCUCCGGCCGGCAGGCGGCCUACGGCGUGGGGCCGCUGCAGGGGCAGGAACCCUACGCCUGCGUCCAGGGCGAUGGCGGCGGCGGCGGCGGCGGCAGGCCCUACCGGAGCAUGGAGAACCUGCACUGGAACAGCGUGGCCGACCCGGGGAUGUACGGGCUCGCCGGCGGCCCCUACAGGAGCAUGGAGAGCGAGUUCGUGUUCCGCUGCACCGAGACGAGCCACUGGUACGACGGGCCCCCGGACGGGGCCGGCAUGGGGGUGUACGGGCUGAUGCCCAGCCCCGAGAGCCUGGCGUUCUACUCCCGGCGAGGCCUGCCCCGGAAGGACCUGGCGCUCUUCCCUCAUUGGCUGUUCCCCGGCGGCGUGGACGAGUGCGACGGCAGGAAGGGCCUGCGGGAGAAGCUCCGCCUCCAGAGCGCUCGGUCGACGGCGGAGCCCUCCAAGCACCUCCCGCUGCGACCUCCGGUGGCCCCCGGGACCCCGACCACAAAGGGGCCCCGCGAUCGCCAGGGGACGCCUUACCUCCACCCCGCGGGAGGCGGGGCCAAGCCGCUGGGCGCCGUGCGGCUGACCAGCCCGGAGGAGAUCAAACAGGAAGUGCUGCGGCGCCUGCAGCUGCGGCGGCAGAACAGCAGCCCCGACCUGGCUCUCCACAGCGCCCCCCGGAGCCCGGCCGUGCUCAAGGCCUCCUACACCACGGACAACGUCGUCGCCGCUGGCGACGGGGACGACGGGGGGGGGGCGGACGGCGCGUCGGAGCGCCGUCGGCUUCCAGCGGGCCGCCUGCACAUCCCCACCUUCGAGGAGUUCAAGAGGAUGAGGAAGAGCGCGGACGGGCAAGGCCCGGGUGACGCCCACGCGAACCCAGAGGAGGCGGAGCCCGGCGGGCCGCGCUCGCACGGGAAGACGGACACCUGUGCGACGUGCGGAUCCGGGAACGCCGGCAGGAUGGAGGGAGACGGCGGACCAGACAGGACGUGCGGCGGGGAUGCGAUGGCGUCGAGCGACGAGGGCCCGCCCCACGCCGCAGGCCGCUCAGGGGAACCCGCCCAGUGUAGCGGCCCCGCCCACGGGCGCCCCGGCCCCGGGGGGCCCGCCGCCACCGCGCACGGGUCCUCGCCCAUCCGCACGGGCCCCGCCCCCCGCUCGCCCCUGCAGUCCCUGGCCGGCUCCACGGCUCCGGGGAAGGGGCCCGGGCCCCUGCGCGGCCAGGGGGUCCGGAGGAGCAGCCUGGAGGGGGCCGGGGGGAGGGCCGCGCCCCCCAGGGACACCAGGGAGCGGCCGUCCAGCUGCUGCCCCGCGCUGCUGCUGGACGGGACGGAGCUGUCCAACUACGGGGCCAAGAUCUACAAGAUGAAGGACGGGCUGAUCGGCUCGGCGCUGGACCUCAUCAUGAAGAGCUGCAGUGCAGAGAUCUCGGCCGAGGCCCUCGCCAGUCGGUCAGGUGACCGGGACAGAGGCACUGACAUCACCAGCAGCCCCCCGACCGACUGUCAGUCCUCCCCGGUUUCCAUGGCAACGGCGGUGGCGGUGGCGGCAGUAACGGUAGCAGCAGCGGCGGCGGCGGCGGCAUCCACGGCGACAGCGGCCUGCGCGGCGGAGGCUUGGGAGGAGACGUCCGCAGGAGGAGAGGCGACGGCGGAAUGCCCCUCCUCUGCUCCUUAUCCCCCCCCCAGUCGACAUCCCCCUUCUCCCCUUCCCUCCCGCUCCCUCUCUGCUGGAGCACCAGCCUCCGUCCCAUUCCCGCACGCUGCAGAAGGGGAAGGGAGCAAGGACAAGUACCCGGGAGGGCAGGGCUGCCGGCGCUCCAGCUCGGACGCAGCCUACGAGCCGGCGGAGACGGUGAAGGCGCAGCGCGAGUGUCGCCUGCGGCCCCACUUCAGUGACCCCAUGCCGGCGGAUGCCGCCAAACGCAAACAGCUGGAGAUGAAGAUCGCCGUGGCCGCGAGGCUGCACAGCCAGCGCCGCGACCGCGACGGAGAGCGGGAACGCUACAGAGACAGUGCCCCCGCCGCCCUCCGCGGCCAAUCAGAGCCGCGGGGCGAGGAGCGGGCCGGCACUGUGGGGGGCGGGGGCCCGGCCCAGCACCGCUGGAGCACCGUCAGCAGCCUGAGCGCCGACAGCGGCGUGGUGGGCCUGGGCGACGAGCGGGACGACGAGGACAGCGAGCCCCGCCUCCAGCGGCAACGCCAACGCCAGCGCCACCGGAGGGCGGGCGGCGGCGGCGGCGGCGGCGGCGGUGGCGGCGGUGGUGGCGGCGGCGGCGGCGAGGUGGAGCGGGUGGACAGCGGCAUCGGGCCCGGCCUGUCGCGCGGCUGGAAGAGGCCGUCGGCCGCCCUGCGCGCCUGGGAGGCCCGGCAGCCCUGCCCCGACUGCGGCCUGCGGGACGGCGAGCGCUCCGGGGCGGCCAUGUGCGAGCGCUGCUCCAAGCUGCGCACCGAGCGCAAGGAGGCCAUCCUAGAGUUCCUGUCGACGGAGAUGAGCUACGGCGAGGACCUGAGGAUCAUCCGCGAGGAGUUCUACUGCCCCAUGCAGAGCGCCGCCCUGCUGACGGCCGAGCAGCUGGCCGUGGUGUUCGCCAACGUCCAGGAGCUGAUCGACGUCAACGAGCGCUUCACCGACCAGCUGCAGGACAGCAUCGACCAGGCCUUCGACCAGGGUGACGAGGACCUGCUGUCGGUGUGCAUCGGGGAGAUCUUCCUGGAGUUUGUCAACAUGCUGCCGGCCUUCCAGACCUACUGCCUGCAGCAGACCACCUCCGUCAACCUGCUCAACUCCCUGGAGAAGGAGAAGGAGCUGCUCAGGAUCUUCCUGGACGUGUCGCAGAACGACAACACGGCGCUGCGCCGCAUGAACCUGCGCUCCUUCCUGAUGGCACCGCUCCAGCGCGUCACCAAGUACCCGCUGCUGCUCAGCCGCAUCAGCAAGGCGUCGGCCGAGUGCCACCCGGACGGCGGGCACCUGCGCGAGGCCAAGCUGCGCGUGGAGUCGCACCUGGAGCACAUCAACAUGAAGACCAAGCAGGAGGGCGCCGGCGUGGCCUGGUCCCUGCGCUCCUUCCGGCGCGACAGCCGCAAGAACCGCGAGGUCAUCAACAUCGAGAUGCGCGAGGUGUCCAUGAAGACGGUGGGCUGGCCGCGGGAGCGCACGCGCUUCGUCAUGGAGGGCCCGCUGCAGCUGUCGCAGCCGGCGGACGGGCAGUGGGUGAAGAAGGGCAGCAAGGCGCUCAAGUUCCAGAACGUGCAGAGCCUGCUGAUGGUGCGGAUGCAGAGGGUCGGGGAGGGCCCCCCCUCGCAGGGCCCCGAGGAGCCCGACGCCGGGCCCCGGAUCGGGGACCCGUGGCAGGUGGGCGGCGGGGAGUGCAUCCGGGACGGCGUGCUGGUGCUGAUCAAGGACAAGAGCAGCGGGAAGUUCGCGGUGCUCCGGGAGCCCAUCCGCCUGGGGAACUGCGUGGUGUCCACGGACCCGGAGUGCGAGGACACCUUCGAGGUCCUGGACAUCCGGCGCGAGUCCUUUGUGUUCCGGGCGUCGGACAAGUCGCGGACGCAGCAGUGGUUCCGUCAGAUCAAGAGGUACGCCAGGGACUUGGGCCCGUGGAGGAAGAGACGCAACGCGCUGCCCAAUAUCAUGAUCAACACCAAUCAGAUCCGCUCCUGACGACAGAGAAGACAUCCCCAUGGGGCGCUAGUUGCUGUAAAUACCCCUAUGGCAGUACACUUACAGACAAUACGGAGGCAUUUCCCCGAGGACUGCAGUUGACUUUUAUUUUCUCAAGAGUUUCAGUGAAAGGGUAAUUCUCAAAGUUUCGUUACAGUCACAUUGUUAUAAAGAAAUAGCACUUUUUAAAUAACCUAUAUUGAGAAAUACGUGUGUCCUACUGUUAGCAAAAUUACAUGUGAAGAAACUCAACGAUUCUUUUGACUUGAGUGACCAAAAAAAGAGAUCCGACAACAACAAAAAAACAAGCAAACCUUUGAGUAGGGAGUGCUGUCAGCCUUGAUUGUAAAAGACUGUUUGGCUCUUCGGGACGGAGAGCUGUGUUCUUCAGUCCAUUGGGUUUGCUGUCAAUCCAUUGGGUUUGUGUGUUGAAAGCGUGACAUGACAUGGCAUAAAAACUAUUUCAAAGACCCACAAAGAAGUAGCAAAUUAACACCUGCGUAUUGUAUCGUAUGUACAGUAGGGUCACUGCCUUUUUCCAUCACUCUGCCUCCCUCUGCUGUCGGGCGGCGGAAUAGCAACGUACACUGCCGCGGUAGCAGUCAAUCAGGGCCUUUCUAACGAGCGGAUCACAGCGGGCGAAACUCCUCCUUGCAUCACUGUGUUGAGGUACACAAUUCACCACACAGCAAUAAUCUCCUGUAUCAGACGAAGACAGUUCUUCACAAUAGAUGACAGUACCAGAUAUGUACGUAUUUCAUAUUUAAUUGACUAACUGGCUUUCUCUGGGUCGAUAUUCUUAAUGUGUCUGCAAGAGAGUUUUAUUGAUGAGCUGCUAAGGGUCAAUUUAAAUACAUUGAUCAAUUUUUUUUGUUAUCAUGAUAGUUGGUUACACUCUAAGUCUUAACUUAACAUAAUAAGGUUAAGUCGUUCUUUGUCCUCUUGUCUUUAGAUGGUGGGCCAACGUAAUAACAUUGAUCAUAGUGAUACUAAUCGUUACCUGUGGCAAGUUCAGCCCAUCUCUUCAUAAGGUCCAUGGGCUGACUCUCAGUUCAGCACAGUUCAGCCCAUCUCUUCAUAAGGUCCAUGGGCUAACUCCCAGUUCAGCCCAGUUCAGCCCAUCUCUUCAUAAGGUCCAUCGACUGACUCCCAGUUCAACUCAAUCUCUUCAUAAGGUCCAUGGGCUGACUGCACAGCUGGUCAACUCUAUACUGGACUGUGACUUUAAGGAGAUUUGACUCGGUUAGACGACCAAGAGAUGAGCUUUGUGCCUUGGUAUUUUAUUACUUUACAUUACUCCCUCAGUAAUGUCUCUGAAAGCUGGAAUACUGUCUUGUGACAAUAUGGAUGAGUUAAGAGUUAAUCGUUGUUAUUUUCCAUGGAAUCCAACCAGACUAAAUACAAAGGCAGUAUCCUUCUCGUUAUGAACCAGUCCCUCUUAAUGUGUGUGUGUUAACCAAUUAUGAGUUAUUUAUGACGGUUCUCUUUUGUGUUGAAUGCACUUUAUAUUUUUAUUGUUUUGUUCCAAGAAGAUGGCUGAGGAAUUGAGAACAUGUGUUAUGUUGUAUUUAUUUUGUUUUUCUAUCUUAAAAAAAACAAACUUCCAUAGCUGACCACAGUUCAUCAUGGGGACAUUUUGUUAGUCAAAAAACAACGGUAAACCGUUCAUGCUGUCAUAAACUACACUUUCAAACAUGUCACAGAAUAGCAAUGCUAAAAUGAGUAGCUAAUCACUGUGAGUGGUGAGUGAUGGUGGUCGUUUCCAACUUCCCAGCCCAAAACCUCUCUUUUAAUGUCAAGUCAAUCUACACUUCUCUCUCGGCUUCCACCACUUCAUACAGCCUACUACGCCUACUACCAUGAGAGGGCGCCAUUUAGUGAAAAAACUGAAUACUUGACCGUCUGAGUUGUUUUUUUCCAUGCAUUGGAAAGAACCAAUGCAAUAUUUCCCAAUGUAAUAUAUUGUGAAUUCUAUUAAAAAUAUUUUAAAUGCA
Gadus morhua (Atlantic cod) is the source of this 6512-nucleotide messenger RNA. It is a transcript of the gene arhgef49, whose product is annotated as Rho guanine nucleotide exchange factor 49. Bases 586 to 4518 code for a protein of 1310 amino acids. The record is from RefSeq and is a predicted model, not a curated record. Gene Ontology annotation, molecular function: guanyl-nucleotide exchange factor activity. The transcript has 9 exons. Gene Ontology annotation, biological process: positive regulation of Rho protein signal transduction. NCBI's taxonomy places the organism in Eukaryota, Metazoa, Chordata, Actinopteri, Gadiformes, Gadidae.